This is a messenger RNA of Chenopodium quinoa (quinoa), 2822 nucleotides long. RefSeq names its product heterogeneous nuclear ribonucleoprotein Q-like. Lineage: Eukaryota; Viridiplantae; Streptophyta; Magnoliopsida; Caryophyllales; Amaranthaceae. The record is from RefSeq and is a predicted model, not a curated record. The coding region runs from base 877 to 2418 and encodes 513 amino acids. Gene Ontology annotation, molecular function: mRNA binding. Gene Ontology annotation, cellular component: nucleus. The transcript is spliced from 9 exons.
AAUUUGGGCUGCCUUAGAAUAGCUUUGUGUAAACAGCCUGUUAACUAGUUUGUUGAGCAGCCGCUACAACACACAAAACACUAACGAAAGAACGAAAGAAAGUUUCUCUUCGUUUUGUUCUUGAAAUUUGAAUCUACCAUACUGUUGAAGCAGCUUCUCAGCUUUCUCUCUCCUCCAUUGAAGCAGCUUUUGAGGGGUUAUGUUCUCCAAUUGUGACGAAACGUUUGCCGUACCCUCACUAUUAUUGAUUAGGGUUUCAAAGAUUUAGGUUGAAUGGAGUUUUGGGGCUUAGGUUGUAAAAUUUGAGUUGAAUUAAGAAUCCUAUACAUAAGCUCUAACAAAUGACAUUUGCAUAUAAUUCCAGUGUUCGGCUUAUCAAAUCUGGGCAGUCGAUUCUUAUUGCGCCCAAGCAUCGAAUUAAUGUUGCGAUUUUUUUAGCUAUAAAGCUACCUUGAUACCGAUUUCUCAUUAUUUACUAUAUAUUUUUUUUCUUGUUUCUCUUGACCUGUUUCCAUUGUUAUAAUCGCUAGAUGUAAACUUAAAAACUUGCCUUUUGCUUGUCUGGGCGGAAGUCCCUAUCUAAUUAUCGGAUAAAAAUUCAUUGUUUGAACCUGUUGAGCAUUGCCUCAUCCUCUUCUUUGUCAUUCAGUUUUCUUUCUUGCCUGUUUCUGUUAGUUCUAUUGUUCAUUCAGUUUUCAAACUCCUUGGUGCCGUAAAUCAUGGCACAGAUUCAUUUGAGAUUCUUACCGUGCAACUCCUUUUGGCCUUUCGAUUGCUCCUCCUUUCUACCAUUUUCUUCUUUCUUUUUUGGGUUGCACCCGGCUUCUGUGCUUCCUCCACAGCAAUUUAGCAAGCCUUCCAGAUUAGAUAUACAAGAUGCCGAGGACAAGAGCCGCUGCAGCAGCAGCUACAGUCCCAGAUACAAAUGAGAAGGCCAGUGAACCAGAAAAGGAGAUUGAAAAUGAGGAGAAGGUAGAUUUGGAUGGGGAAAAUGAUCCUGAAGAAACAUUAGAGGAAGAGGUUGAGUACGAAGAAGUGGAAGAAGAAGUGGAGGAAGAGGUCGAAGAAGAGGAGGAGGUAGAAGAGGAGGUGGAAGAGAUAGAGGAGGAAGAGGAAGAAGUAGAAGAAGAAGAAGAAGAGGAGGAGGAGGCUGAUGGUACUGAAAAAGCGGGUGAUGCUGAUAUUGAUAUGGAGGAAGGGGAUGACAAAAAAAAGCAUGCUGAGCUCCUUGCACUUCCUCCUCAUGGUUCAGAAGUUUAUGUUGGUAAUAUACCUCAAGAUGCUACCGAAGAAGAUUUGAGGGGCUUUUGUGAAUCUAUAGGAGAAGUCGUGGAGGUCAGGAUAAUGAAAGGCAAAGAGCCAGGUGAAAACAAAGGAUAUGCUUUUGUGAUGUUCAGGACAAAGGAGAUGGCCUCUAAAGCUAUGGAGAAAUUGAAUGGCACUGAACUGAAGGGCAAGAAAGUAAGAUGUUCCUCAUCACAAGCUAAGCAUAAGCUCUUUAUUGGUAAUAUUCCUAAAACUUUGGGCGAAGAAGACUUAAGGAAUGCGGUUUCAGAGUUUGGGCCUGGGGUGAUUGCUAUUGAACUCCUGAAGGACCUACAAAAUUCCAGUCGUAACCGUGGAUUUGCAUUCAUUGAGUACUAUAAUCAUGCUUGUGCUGACUAUGCAAGACAAAAGAUGUCUAAAGCUGAUUUCAGGUUGGGUGAUAAGUCUCCUACAGUCAGUUGGGCUGACCCUAGUCCUAAGAGCGGAUCAAAUGCAGAAUCUUCUGGAGUGUCUGAGGUUAAGGCUGUCUAUGUCAAGAACCUGCCCAAAGAUGUCACACAAGAUAUGUUAAAGGAUUUGUUUGGGCGACAUGGGAAAAUUACCAAAGUUGUUUUGCCACCUGCAAAAGCUGGGCAAGAGAACAGCAGAUUUGGCUUUGUGCAUUUUGAAGAAAGGUCAAGUGCUUUGAAAUCUUUGAAGAACACUGGUAGAUAUGAACUUGAAGGUCAAGUUCUAGAUUGCUCUUUGGCAAAGCCACAGGCUGACAAAUCAUCAUCAGGGUCCAAUCAUCAGAGAUCAGCUUUACUUCCUAAUUACGGGCCUCGUGUUGGCUAUGGCAUGUUUGGUGGGGGAUAUGGUGCGGUUGGUGCAGGAUAUGGUGCUCCAGUGACUCCAGGCCUAACUCAACCACUACUUUAUGGCGGCGGGAGAGGUUCAGGUCCUGCUGGUAUGGCAAUGAUGCCGAUGCUUCUACCAGAUGGAAGGAUUGGAUAUGUACUGCAACAACCUGGAGUGCAUCCACAGACUCCCCCUCCACAGCAACAUCGAGGCGGUAGAAGUGGUGGUGGUGGUAGGGGUGGCCCUUCUAGUGGAGGAAAGAGGGGUGGUUAUAACGGCGGUGGUCGGGGACGGAGUCGUUACAACCCUUAUUGAGGCUAAGCCGCUGAGGCCUUCCACUCUCUAUCUGGAUGGUGUGACUGGAAUAUUCGUUUUUGACUGUUGUAACAAAUUUAAUUUAUGGUUAGGAUUGCAGGAAUUAUGUACUCUACAAAUUAAAUCAACCUGUAUUAUCUUGUGGAUUUGUCUAUUAAUUUAAUGUCAUGUCUAGUUGUAGCUGGCUUGGUUCACAAAUGGUAAUGUAUACUCACGAAGUCUUAGGUGAUGAUCUUUGGGGCUGGGCAAGGAUUUGAAGGUAGGUGGAUUCUUGCAUUGUACCCUUGCGCUCAAUGCUUGUGUAAUUAUUUCUCGUGGUUAUUACCAUUGAGAAGUCUUUCGACAAUGGAUGAAUUCUGUAGGAUUUCUAACAGUUCUACAAAACUAUAAAUACUUUCUUUCCA